Cherax quadricarinatus is the source of this 2242-nucleotide messenger RNA. NCBI's taxonomy places the organism in Eukaryota, Metazoa, Arthropoda, Malacostraca, Decapoda, Parastacidae. The record is from RefSeq and is a predicted model, not a curated record.
AAUGCUCACCUCCCCACAGACUGGUAACUCAAAGUUCCAAAGACUCGGCUUUCGGUUCCAGCACAGAUGGGAUGAACAAAGACGUUGCGGACGACAAUUCCGUCCAGGCUUCCCGCUGGACACACCCCGGGAGCCCCUCGAAGAACCAGAGGAUCUCGGGAACGACUCUGACACCGGGAGUGAGACGAGUGAACGAAUCUCUCCAGAUCUUCACCGCAACAGCGAUGAAGGUGACAGAGAGAAGCAAGAAUCAACGAUAAUUCCGAGUAAACUUGGUGCGGAUGACGCUCUUUCUGCUAGCAAGAAGGAAGAGGCUACUUCAAGAAUGGCCGCAACUCCUCCCAGAGGCUCUCCGGUUCUCCAAGAAACCGGUGGUUCAUUGACUACCACCACCAGCGAAUCUCCCGGCCAAAAACAUAACCCUACUAUAAUUCCACCGACCAUCGUGACCUCUGACCUGACCAAAGGUGACCCAGUGACGGGGAGCUGCAGGUCAGUGGUUAACCUACAAGAAGUGAUUGACCUGCGGGUGGUAGAGGCACAACGGUCAGGUCACCUCGAUUUGUCCAAUUUAGGCUUGCCUUUCUUUCCCUCAGCUGUGCUUCUGGCUGAUGGCUCCAUGAUUCACAGAGUCAGUCUACAGGACAAUCAGCUGGUUGAGUUGACCGGAUCAUCGCUGACCCAGCUGACCUCCGUGACCUGGCUUGACCUUCGCUACAACCUACUGAGUGACCUGCCUAGGGAGGUGGCUUGUCUCUCGCGCCUCCAGGUCCUCCUCCUCCAGGGGAACCGACUCACCUCCCUCCCUGCCUCACUCGGUACAUUACCGGAGCUGGCGACGCUGCAGGUGAGUGACAACCCAAUCAUCUUCCCACCGCCUGAUGUUAUAAAAGGAGGGACCCGCGUUAUUUUGCGAUUCCUGAAGGAAAAAUGUGCCGCUAGUGAAAAUAACGAGAGCCUUACCAACCCUUGCACCGCUGACGAGGAUCACCCCGGGGGAAAUCAUAAAAUUUUAGCUUCAAACGCCAGGGAACGUUCGGAAAGUUGGGAGGAGGAAGAAGAAGAAGAUAGUUCGUUUGAUAAUGAGGAAAAUGGCGGUGGUGUGGAGAGGUGUGGCAGCGCCCGGACAUGGUAUGGAUGGGACGGUGGGAGUGAAGGUGACACUGAGGACUCUGAAAGUGAUCAAAAUUCUCGCCGACGGCAGAAAAGAGGCAGUGAAAACGAGUCGAAAGAUGAUGAAGAUGAAGAAAAGGGUGAUAACCCCCCCUCACUCUCCACCAACUUCCGCAUCGCCAUCACCAAGGGCGUGGAGGAGCAGCACGACCUCCACCUCAGCCUCCAGCAGCGUCCUGACAGCGAGAGUGACACUCUAGGGCGAGCUUCUAGCCCCGCCUCGGCGUGUCUCUUGACCCCCAACUUCGACUUCCCAACGAGACCAGAGUUCGACGUGACGCGCGAGGACGCGACUUGCGAGCGAGGCCUGGGGCACGACCCCAGGGGCCCCGAGGACAACACCCCAGGAGUGACCUGGAGCUGUGACUGUGUCCAGGACACAUCUUGCAUCUCUCCAGACAGCAGGAUGCGCAUCCUCAACAGGCUUCCAGACUCCAAGCACCGAUUUCUCAACUCCUUCAGCAGUCCGCGUGCUGACUCCCUUCAGAGCUUUCUCCUGCCGGUGGGCUCCAUCAUGGUGCCUUCAGAGGCACUGAGCCACAUAGAGGGCCACCGCAGGACCAUACAUCUCCACCUGCAGGGUGACCCCCACCAGUUGGAGGACGACAUGGAGAGCCUGGAGGGAGACCUAGGAGAAGGUUAUAGGAGACCACUCAGUGAAGCUCUCAGCCACACUGAUGACGACUGUCAGCGACAGGUGAACAGCAUCUCGCUACCAGUUGUGAGGCUGCAGCUGCCCAGCUUGGAGGAGCAGCUACUGCUGCAGCAGCAGCAGCAGCAGCUGCGAGGAGGGACAGCAGCAGGCAGCAGGAGACUCUGGAGGACGGCCAGGAGACCGCUGGAGGGCAGCAGGAGGUCCAGACCAUCUCUGGUCUCCAAGAGGAACCAGAAAGAGCAACAUAAACCAAAGUUAGUGACGGUGGCGGAGGUGCAUAGGAGAGCCAGGGAGGAGAGGAGGAGACAGAGAGAGAGGCUAGCGGCGGCCCGGGAACUGGAUGCUAACCAGAGACUUAAGUACGUAGUUCGUGAAUAACAAGAGAAUGUGCGUGAAUUUCCUGUGUGUGGGUGG